UGUAUGCGGUGUUGUCUUGUACCUUUGGCUAAUAUGCUGUUAUGAGGUGACACAAGCUGUUAUUCAUGGCCACCAACUUACAAUAACUAGAAAACCCCACGUGGCAUUCACCCACAUGAGGAACAGCAACAUAGAAGAUCCACAAGGACUUUUGUCACUUUCCUUGUCACAUUGCUAUGAAAAUUCCAUAGUCCAUUGUAGGUCGGAUAUUACAACUUUUCUUGUCUAUAAAACAUCAGCUGUCCUUUUGGCCUUUCUUUCAGAACCCAACAAAAAACAGCGAUUGGUAGGAAAUACCUAAAAAUUCCUUUGGGGCCCCUAGAAAAGAUAUAAUCAAACAUUUCUAAGCAACCAUCUCUGAUGGUGGAAAAUAGAGAGGGUAGAUAAAGAGGAAGCUAAUGGAUGGAGUCAAGGAAAAAAUGGGUGCUCGCCAAUGAGAUCAAGCUCAACUGGCACUUCCUUCUCUUGAAAUUUCUAGGUGGAGGGAGACGUCAUGAAUUCAAAACCCAUUAGGUUUGCGUUCAACUUACCACCAAUCGAAAAAAUGGGGGCUCAAAGAAAAACCCUGCAGGACCUCUUUAAUCUGGAAUCCUACAAUAUGAAUAGAAUUAAGCAUGGCAGCAUCACUAGCAGGCCAUCCUUUUCUAAUUCUAUAAAUGAAGGCAUUCUUUCUAUUAUCUCUCACUGCACCUUCAUCUUCACCUUCACUGACCCUUUGGAAUCACCUUCAAAGCAAGAUCUGAAGCGAGUCAAGCUCACUCAGCUCCUCUCCAUCUUAAAAUCCUCCAAAAAACUCCAAGAUCAAAUUUUAGCGCCUCUCAUGUCCAUGCUAUCGACCAACCUGUUCCGGCCACUCCCUCCACCUUCCAACCCCAGCAUCAGCUCAGACUUGAUUGAUGAUGAAGACUCCAUUUCUUCUUUUCCACCAACAUGGUCACAUCUCCAAAUUGUUUAUGAUAUCCUAUUAAGAUUAGUUAUCAACAUGGAUCCUGAGACACUUCGAAACUAUGUCAAUCAUCCUUUCCUUCUCAAUCUCCUCUCUCUUUUCCGAUCCGAAGACCCAAGGGAACGUGAGAGCUUGAAGAAUGUGUACCACCGGAUAUAUUCAAGGUUCACAUUCUAUCGUUCAUUCAUGCGGAAAUCAAUGAAUGAUGUGUUCUUGCACUACAUAUUUGAAAAGGAGAGGCAUUGUGGCAUCGGAGAUCUUCUAGAGAUAUGGGGAACUCUCAUCAAUGGUUUUACAGUUCCACUCAAAGAAGAACAUAAGUUGUUUUUAAUGAGAGUGCUAAUUCCUUUGCACAAGACCAAGGGGAUGCAUACUUACCACAGGCAGCUGGCUUACUGUGUUUCUCAGUUUGUGCAGAAGGAGCCUGUGCUUGGAGGGGUUGUUUUUAGAGGAAUUUUGAGGUAUUGGCCCGUCACUAAUUGUCAGAAGGAGAUUUUACUAUUAGAGGAAUUGGAGGAGCUGGUGGAGAAUAUAAAUCCUGAUCAGUACAGAAAGUUAGCACUUCCUCUAUGUACCCAGAUUACGAAGUGUUCGAACAGUUGGAACUCACAGGUUGCUGAGCGUGCACUAUUUGUAUGGAACAAUGAACACUUUGUGAAGAUGGCAACACUGGAAAUAGAAGAAGUAUUUCCGAUUGUCGUUGAAGGUGUGGAGAGAAAUCUCAAAUGGCAUUGGAGUAAGAGCGUUCGGCAAUUUACAGAAAUUAUAAAGGAAAUGCUGGAAAAUUUGGAUUCAGCUUUGUACUCCAAAUGCCUCCAGGAAAUUGACCUCAGAGAAUACAGAGCUCGCCAAGAAGAGAUCAAGAGGAGAGAAAAAUGGGAGAGAAUAGAAAUGGCAGCAAAAUAGAAUCAGUUCCUCCAACCAUCACAUCGCAUAUGUGUUUCUCAUUGAAGAACAAGUGUCUACCAGGAGAGAAGGUAUUUCAUGCAUCUAAUAUAUGCUUCAUUCCUUUUACAGCACAUGGGUCAAACACAGUUGUGGAGCCUAUACGUUAGGAGAGGGAAGAUGCAUAUAUCCAAUGCGUGAGAUAAAUAUUGCUACCAAAUCUUUGUUGGCAAUUAAUGCAAAAUCCCAUUGAACAUUAGUAUCAUGGAAGAACAGUAGCAAGAUUGCUUGCUACUUGAUGAGCUGGACUGAGAAUAUUUCAGCAACAAGAAAAACCAUCUUAUACCUGAAACCAACAGGACAUGUAUGCCAGCCAAUCUAUGCAUAUACACAUGCAAUAUGUAUAUUAAAUUUGAAGUGGUUAGUUUUCCAACUAAAUAGGUUCCAAUCAUCACUAUAGGAUGAUUUUGGUGUUGAGAUUUGGGAGGUCCAUGAUGUAGUGAAGAUUGUAAGUUUGUAACACUAAAAGGUCUUUUAAUGUCCAUUAAACCAGUCAUUGAGAUCAAGCCAAUCAAGUCUUCAUGCUUCAACAACCAUAUAGGUGAACAAUAAAUUGGAAAACAUUUGGCAUAGUUUCAACUCUAA
Messenger RNA from Quercus robur (English oak), 2476 nucleotides. RefSeq names its product serine/threonine protein phosphatase 2A 57 kDa regulatory subunit B' beta isoform-like. NCBI's taxonomy places the organism in Eukaryota, Viridiplantae, Streptophyta, Magnoliopsida, Fagales, Fagaceae. The transcript has 2 exons. Gene Ontology annotation, biological process: signal transduction. Bases 494 to 1852 code for a protein of 452 amino acids. Gene Ontology annotation, molecular function: protein phosphatase regulator activity. The record is from RefSeq and is a predicted model, not a curated record. Gene Ontology annotation, cellular component: protein phosphatase type 2A complex.